Messenger RNA from Symbiodinium necroappetens, 696 nucleotides. Lineage: Eukaryota; Dinophyceae; Suessiales; Symbiodiniaceae. The record is from the annotation of a GenBank genome assembly.
AUGGAGGGCCCAGAAACUUCACCGGCAAGGUCUUCGUCGCACCCACAUGCUAUUGUCCUUCUUGCCCGCUUCUCCUUCAGCUCACGCAGCAACUGCAGUGUCGAGUUCCACUUGGCUGGAAAGGAUCCGAAGACGCUGGAGAUCUUGCAAGAGGUGACCCAGAAGCAGCAGUUCAGCCGCGAGGCCUUGUCCUUGCCAUCCAGCUGCUCCUCCGAGGAAGCUGUUGCCAUUGAGCUGUCUAGCGGCGAGGUGCCGCGGGAGCGAGAUACGGAGUGCCCGCCUAUCUCUCUGAGCCAUCGGGAGAUUCUUUAUUUGGGUGAAGCCGCCAAGAUGACUCAAAGCAGACUCCAAACUCCUCGAGCACCGCCUCGCAUGCAGCAGGACUUCCUGUCUCCCGUGGCCAGUCCGCCACCGGCUUUCGGCAUGGAGCUGUCGAGGGACGUGCUGUCAGUACUUACCACGGAGGUGAAUGUGCCCAUACCACUAUCCCUGGAACACGCAUGGCUGCACUUACCGCCGAGCUGCCCGCGAUUCCAUCGCUGCACAGUAUCUGUGGACAAGCUAGGUCUGGUAGUGCAGCCUUUGUCCAAGAGCUGCAAGCGCUUCCGUGCAGCCCAACGCCAUGUGACCGGCCUCUACGUGCUGCCUACGGAGUCUCUUGGCUUUCCGCUGUCUGCCAUCCUCGACAUCGACCAG